UUCCCGGAGAGAGAGAGCGGUGUUAUCGACAGCCAAAAGCGACGAAGGCGGCGAGUGAAGAAGGCAGGCAAGUAGGCAAGACCACACGUGCUGCCACCCCAUAGGCGGAGGGACAGCCUUCAUCUCUCUCUAAAAAAGGUUGGAUGGUGGAGAGGCAUGCCCGUCUCCGCCGCAGCCACCCCUCCCUCGCCUCGGUUUGGCCGCCCGCCGCCUCCUCCCGUCCGCCGUACCGAUGUUUAGGAGCAACAACCUCGCUGCCAGGGUCUUCGAGCGCCAGAUCCUCACCCCUCGCCCUGGGGCCAGUGUUAAUCUUGUUAGACAUUUUUAUGAGAAUUUGGUUCCAAGCUGUACUAUAUAUGAUAUCGAUUGUCCAGACCAUUCCUUUCGCAAGUUUACAGAUGAUGGUCAAUACCUUGUGAGUUUUAGCAGGAAUCACCAGGAUCUGAUUGUUUACAGACCCACAUGGUUGUCGUUUUCGUGCGAGGGAGAAGAUUGCGAUUCACAUAGUCUGCCCCAGAAAGCAAAGAGGUUCGACAGCUUUUUCACCCAGCUCUACUGUGUGUCUCUUGCAUCCAGCAAUGAGUUUAUUUGCAAGGACUUCUUUCUUUAUAUGGAGAGCCACCAGUUCGGCUUGUUUGCAACCUCAACUGCACAAAGCCAUGAUGCACCUACCACAGAGGGUGCAAUAGAUGGAGUCCCUUCAAUAGAAAGGAUAACAUUUUACCUUGUGAGACUGGAAGAUGGAGUCAUAUUAGAUGAGAAAGCCUUUUGCAAUGAUUUUGUCAACUUGGCCCAGAGCAUGGGUGUUUUCUUGUAUGAGGAUCUGUUGUGUAUCAUGUCUCUUCGAUAUCAAACAAUACAUAUACUACAAAUUCGGGAUUCUGGAAACCUUGUUGAUGUACGAAAUAUAGGUAUAUUCUGCCGAGAAGAUGAUGAGUUAUUUAUUAACUCCCAUGCUCACUGCAUGGGAAUCUUGGAUAAAUCUAAGCUAGAUGAUUUAUCUGCCCACGAAGUAGCUAAUGACGUUCAACAUCACCAGGUUACACAGGGGACUUCUCUUCUUAGUGGUAUCAAGCAGCGUUUGCUUUCAUUUAUUUUUCGUAAAACAUGGAAUGAAGAAGCAGAUCCAACUUUGAGUUGUUUGGAAAAGGAUAAUGAUGAAAUCAUGCUUUUGUUCCAGAGGGUUCAACAUUUAAAGAAGAAAUUCUAUUUUCACUUUCAAGAUUAUGUUGAUCUCAUCAUGUGGAAGGUGCAGUUCUUGGAUCGUCAUCACCUUUUAAUUAAGUUUGGCAGUGUGGAUGGAGGGGUUGCCCGAAGUACUGAUCAACAACCAGCAUUCUUUGCUGUGUAUAACAUGGAAACAACAGAGAUUGUUGCAUUUUAUCAGAAUUCUUCAGAGGAGCUUUACUCAUUGUUUGAGCAAUUCUAUGACUACUUUCAUGCAAAUUCGAGAAAUUCUUUGCAUGCAAGUUUUAUAUCUUCUCAUUCCAAUAACACCCAUGCUCUCGAUCAGCUUUGGUGCAUUAAAAACAAAACAAACAACAUUUCACAGUUCGUGAAGAAGAUGAUGACUUCGUUACCAUGCACUUGCCAGUCCCAAAGUCCUUCACCAUAUUUCGAUCUAUCACUCUUUCGGUAUGAUGAAAAGUUGAUUUCAGCAACAGUUCGCCACAGACACUCUACUGAACAUCCAAUAAAGUUCAUUUCAAGGAGGCAGCCGAAUAUCCUUAAGUUCAAGAUAAAACCAGGACUUAACCUUAAAGUUGGCAGGGAUGUAAAUUGUUUCUGCUUUGGUUGGUAUGCUGCCCGAUCUCCAGGUACUCGGGGCAAUGUUAAAUUUCAACAGUUGGAGAAUGCUGAGGGGAUUUCUUUGAGGGCUGCUUCCAAUUUCAAUGAAUCAUGUACUUGGAAUUGCAGCUAAAUUUAUUUACAGUUCCAAUUACAAGAUUUGAGCCAUUUUUGCGGUUAGCCUGUAGUUGCAAUUGCAGGCAUCCAAAAAGCUAUUUUGAAUGUCUGAAUUAAUUGUAGCAACUGCAACUGUAACCAGGCAAAGAACAGCACCUUAACGCAACAUACAGUUGGUGGAUUGCAUGUUUUCGCUACUGGCCUUAUUCUAGUCCAAAACCAUUAUUUGUUGAUAUAACGACUGCGAGGGCUGUUAUUUGCCCCAUCAUGAUGUUGUUUGAAAAUAUUUAAUAUUAAAAUAAUUGUAGCAUUCGUUGUAAAACAUUUUAGUAGAAAUUAAUGGGCAGUAUUAGAAG
This is a messenger RNA of Phoenix dactylifera (date palm), 2261 nucleotides long. RefSeq names its product light-mediated development protein 1 / deetiolated1 (DET1) (gene DET1). Lineage: Eukaryota; Viridiplantae; Streptophyta; Magnoliopsida; Arecales; Arecaceae. The record is from RefSeq and is a predicted model, not a curated record. Gene Ontology annotation, biological process: carbohydrate metabolic process; protein ubiquitination; positive regulation of proteasomal ubiquitin-dependent protein catabolic process. Gene Ontology annotation, cellular component: cullin-RING ubiquitin ligase complex; nucleus. Gene Ontology annotation, molecular function: ubiquitin protein ligase binding; ubiquitin-like ligase-substrate adaptor activity.